AAGUUCAUGGGCCAAGCCUAAUGAGUUGGAUCCACAUUUAUUAUUGAUUAUUUAUUAUCAUGAUCUGAUGGUUCAACGCCAUACAUGAGAAGAGCACAGUGAAACCUGGAAUUUUUUUUUUAUUUUUCUUACUUUACUAGAUUUUUUUACUUUUCUUGUACUUUACUUACAUCAAGCCCGCAUGGGGAAAUUACACUCAUACCUCCAAUCCCCCAAAUAAACCUAUACGGCUAUACCCCAGGUCCCCAACCCACAAGUGAAAUUUGAACCAGGACCUCCAAGUCAUGGGCAGGGUAACCUACCACCCAUGCUACCCCCGUCUCCCUCGUCUGACUUUACUCGAAUGUAGUUCUUCAUAGGGCUCAACUUGAGUUCGACUCCCUUGGUAGAGAGGAUCAACUUGAUUCCUGGAUCCGACUUCGCUCAUGAUAAUGCUCCUCACAACUUCAAUUUGUAAAUCCCUCAGCAGAAUGGCACCUAAACAUCAGAUUUAUCAAUGCAAAGUGCAUACACAAACAUCAAUGCCAAUGACUAAAACUGCACCAGGGUUUUUUUUACAACAAUUGCAAAUUAGCAUUCCUUCAAUGAGGAAUCGCAGCUGAUGUUUAACUUUUCUUCAUAAAAGAAAAUUCAUUGUAUACAAUACUUGGCUUUCUUCAAGUCUUGGUUCCUGAAGAACAUCAAUCAAUGAGAAAAUGGCACAUAGGAACAAUAACAAGUUAGCCAGUGAACCAUCUUCCAAAUGAAGUAGUAAUUGAAAAUCUCAUACAAGCCACUUUGAGUUAGUAAUGCUACAGCCCCGAAAUAUCCCCAAUCCAUGCGGCAUGUGGAAUUACAAAAAAAUGAAUACGUUGAAGUAGUAAGUGGACGAUCAAAAAAAAGGAGCAUUCCAAUAACAAGCGACGACAUAAAUAUGUUGAUCAAAGAGAGGUUGGAGCCAUUACUAGACCAAUAUUAUCAUGAGAAAGGCUGAGGGCCAGGGGGAGGGGCAAGCACGAAAGAACGAAAUAUGCAGUUGGAAUAUUCAAAUAUAAAUAAAAUAUCUUGGUCUACAGCAAAAACAUAUUCGAUUUCUAUAAUAUUUAGAAAGAAAAGGUUAAGAAAGAGGCAGGGAGGUGCAUGAAGCUUAAGAUCCCAAAUAAAUCAUCAAAUAAAGAAUGGCAUUACAGAAUAAAGAAAGAGUUAGACAGUAGGUAAAUGUAAUGUUGGCUGCAGAGCUUACAAACGACAUACGAACAAUGAUCUCAAAAUAAAGACCACUGUUCCUUGCAGAAAAAAAGAUAAGACAGAAUACUAUCGCUUUGGCUAUAUGCUGCAGGAAUCAAUUAGCAUUACACCCUCCAUGUAUUUGUUCAUUUUUCUAUCUAAAAUAAAAAAGUAUCAGGUUGCAAAAUCAAAAGUUACAAAGAAAAGGCAAUAAAAAUUUUAAAAAAUAAAUCAACAGCGGUUUCAAUUGGAGAGGAGUAUGCUAAUGCAUGAGCAUCAUAGUUUGGAAGGGCUAAAACAAAAAAAAGGUAUGGAUAGACACCAAUUCAUCUGAAAGAGCUUCUAUCCUAACAGAGAAGUUGGAGCACAUUUACAACACUUUUCCAUCAACACAACUUUCUAUGCCCAACAAUCUAGACUUUAAAGUUAAAAUGUUACCUGAAAGAUCGGUACAUAGUAAUGCAGAAAAGUUCGCCAGUGAAACUGUGAAGAUUAGUUACUUCAUUCAACCCAAUAAGUUAACUUGUAGGGUUAACGCAUUUCACAUCAUUUAUACAUAUCCUAACACUCCCCUCACAUGUGGGCUGGGCAAUCCGCCGGCCCAAUACAUGCACAACAAACAAGGCCCAACACUAGGGCUACUCUCACACAAGGCCCUCGCUUGGGGGCAACUACAAACAUACACAAAGGCCCUUACUUGGAGCAACAACAAAUGAAAGUUUAAAAUGCGUAAGCUAAGAUUUGAACACAAGACCUCCCGCUCCGAUACCAUGUUAAGAUUAUUAGUUACUUUGCUAUUCAACCCAACAAGUUGAAUGGCAAAGUAACUAAUCUUACCCAAAACAACUUCCAAAAUGCAUCGAUGAUAACAGAAUCCUCACCAACCCAAUUCUGACAUUAUCAUAAAUGGUAAACAUUUUUGGUAACGCUAAGAGUACUUACCAUGCAGGAACACAGAAGAUUUGUCAAGGUGAAAUGAGAGACUCCGACUUCCACAGCCAUAAUAAUCAUUCAAAUUAAGUUCUCAAAGGUCUCUAAACUUGCAGUGUGUCUGCCUCACCAUUUUUCUUGGAGUCACAGCUGUGCAUAGCAAAAAUAUAGAGAAUAAAAAGAAAAACCGCACAUCAUGCAUCAAGAUGCAGAAACAAGCAUUAAUAACAUAUAAAUGAAGUAGAUUCAUCCAGAAUAUUUUUUCAAUGAUACUUGUAACUGUUGUUUCCACAAAGACAAGAGUGCAACAAAUUGAAAGAUGGAUGAAUUCAGAACCAAAAAUAGUUUAAGGGCUAAGAGUGAAACUCAACCGACAGUCAUGGGAGAAAAGGUGUCAUUGCAAAGCCAUAAAAAAUAAGCUAGUCAUGCUACUUUGAAUUUCCAAUUUCAUUCAAAGUGCAAUAUAAAUGUCCGACGAAAAUUUCAUUACACGAUUUUCUUUUUUACUUUAAGUCAAAAAUCUAGGCAAGAAUGCACAUUUUGUCCCUUAAUCUACAAAAAAACCCUUCAUCCCACAAACAUCUUAUAUUCCGUCCUUGUCAUACAAUUUUCAUUUGGCCCCAUGUCCCUCUAUGUCAGGGCCAUGAGUCCCUGUAAUGGAAAAUACAUAAACAUGCUCAUAAGUUAGCACUAUCUUAUAGGGAAGUAUGCAUUUUCUAUAGUAGAAACUAACUGCCAUGACAGAUGGAAAAACAAAAGGCAAAACAAAAGGAGUUUAAAACAAUUUGUAACAACAAAUUAAGGGACAAAUUCAUAUUUGUUCAAUCUGUGAAACUGAAGAGAAUAUACAAUUAUAUCUAAGUCAAAUUUGAAGAGUGCAUUAAUGCCUCGUCUCACUCAUCCACCAAACCCCAUCUGAUAUUUACAAGAGAAAAUGAAAAGAUAAUUAAAAAAAAGGCGAGAACAAACGCUACCAGGGACAAAAAAAAAUAAAAGGAAAAAAAGUAAAAGAGUUCAUUUCACGUGAACGGUAAAAACACAGCGACUUUGUUUCUGUGUCCAGCUAAGUAGCCUGAAUUGCCAGACCUGGACAGACAAAAGUUACCAAAAGAGAAAAGGGAAUUAAAGAAAAAAAAAACUCAAUGAGAGUCAGUGAGGAUAAGUAUCAUACACAACUCUAUUAAGUGAUACAUAUGCCGUCACAACUUUCAAACAUUUGUGCACACACAGAAUAUUUUGGAGAGGGAUUUCAGAUAGUAUUAGAAGAAAGCAUGGCUUCAAAUUUCGUAGAUCUUUGCUCAGGUAGCACAAGUACUAUGAAGCCCUCUUAUGUGCCUAAAUCAAUCUCAAGUUUGUUAAAAGAUCUGGAGGACAUCAGUAACAUUGACAAUAAGCUGGAGUCGUUGAAUUUUCAUCUUCAUCAGUAUGAGGUAGAAUUGGCAGGGGUUGAGGGCGUCAAAGACCUUUUUCCUCGAUGCAUGCUGCUACUACUGGAUGGUCAGCCAAUUUUGUUUUUGUUUUUCCUUUUUUUUCCAGUGACAAUUUUGAUGAUUGUCUUUGAUGAGACUUCUUGCUUAAUGGGAGAGUAUGAAUGACAAGUUUACUGCUUUUUCUUGAUUUUUCAUUAUUUUUGGGGAUUACAGCAGUUGAAACAUUAAGAAAUGAAAUAGCAGAAGUGAAGGCAACUAACACAUCUACAUCAAUACAGCGAGAAAUAGGGUGUUUAGAAUCAAAAAGGAAGAGUCACGAGGAAGACCAAACGAGGGACCUUAGGGUUGGAGGAAAGGACCUGGUGAACCCUAAUCAUGAUAAGAGACAGAGAAGGAACUCUAGUAAAACAGAGGUAACCCUUAUCAUGAAAAAAAAUUCAAUCAAGUUUUUUUUGAUUAGAUAAAUUGUUAAUUGGACAUGUUUUGUUUUGUUUUGUCACUCUAGAGUGACAACAGGACAGAAAUGCUGGGUAGGAGCCAUAAUGUUAUGGCUGAUUAUCAUCUCAUGCCACUCACCGAGCCAGCUAGGAAAAACAAUAGAAGAAGCUGGACUACAGAACUUUCUAAUAGUUUCAUCACUGCUGUAGAAACCCUUGGAGGCCCUGAAGCGGCAACCCCAAGUAAAAUAAAGAAGCUAAUGCAAGUAGAAGGCUUGACUACUGAUCAAGUAAAAAGCCACCUGCAGAAGUACCGACACCAGAGUCGAAGGGCAUCACAACCAAAUGAGAAUCCAGUAAAUCUCCCCAUAGACUUUCAAGAACAGUGGAUCUGUGAAAGUUUCCCCGUCAACAUGAUGGUGCCAAAUUCUUCCGACGUUCACUCUGGAGCAAGUCAUAACAUACCAGGUCAUGAAAGCAAAAAUGCUGAGAGUAGCGCACCAGAUAUCAAGUGAUAAGGCUUCACAAAACCCUCCUGCAGUUGGUCAUUGAUGUGUUUUUGUGUAGCUUUUUAGAUAACAACCUCUCUCCUCUUUUCUUUAAGGAACUUUAGUAUUUUACCCAGUCUGUAAAAUUGGAUUAAUUAAAAUGUUUACCAUUGCAUGUGCCAAGUGCUGCUCCAUAAUUGGCUCUGAUCUUCUCAUAUCGUCUGGCAAUCAAAUAGGCAAACGGGGAAACUUACACAAUCCACUGAAAUUUGAUUAACCCAAGAGUCUAUUGGAUUCACAAACAAUCAUUAAAGAAAACGUGGUCAAUGUGUGCCACAUCACUAAAAAAAAUCCAAAACUAAGGUGAAUCACAUAAAACAAAGGUCCUUAAUAAUCUCUGAGGGUCGUACAGAAGCAGCAGUUGCCUUAGACCUCAAAUCGUAAGCUAUUCCAUAUUCUAAAACCUUCCUCAAUAUCAAAUGAAGCUGCAAGAGGCAGUUGAAAUACUGAACUUAAAAUCCUUAAGGAUAAAUUUCCUAUGCCACUGUCCUAAUAUAAUUUUGGCUACUGAUAAGUCAGAUAUGAACCCCCUUAUUAAAGACACCUGUUCCUUGCAACAAACACAAGAGGCAGUUUGUAACAGUUUGGAUUUUAUACUAUAGGAACUAAUAAUGAUAUUGUAUAGACAGAGGGAAGAGUGUAGCUUUAAAAAGGAACUAAUGGCAGAGUAGGAUCCAUUUAGUGGACUUCAACUCCAACCAAGUUCUCAUAAUGGUUCGUGUAGCUGACCCAAACUAAGUCAUCAGGCCAGAUAAAAAAUGGCACUAUAUUCUCAUAGCAUCUCAUACUAAGUCCAAAUGCACUAGCGUCCCAGAAGAUGCAUAUUUCAUCUCUUAAUAUUUUGGCAUUGGAAUGCUUCACAAAUCUUAAAAAUCCCCUUGGUAUGAAGAGAAUGUCUUUCACAUAUGUUUCUCAAUUAACAAAGCUUGUAAAAUAUUGUUUUUAGAAUUUAAUCUGUCAAAACUGAUUAUUAUUAAACUCAUAGUAAAAUUUAGGUCAGGCCAGUUAUGACUAUUUUGAUUGAAAUGCAUUCAUUAUUUAAUGGAUACCAGAAGCAUACUAAACUCCAGUUGAUAACAAAAUACCGUAUCUCCAAAAAAUCCAUAACAGUAGCUCCAAAAGGCAUGGGUCUACACUACAUACUAACAGAACAGCUAAAUAUAAUAAAACAAGCAUGCAUCUACACUCUACACACAUUUGAUAUGCAAUCAUUAGAAAAGGCAAACUGAAUUAAAACAGCCAGUGAGACAUCUUCAAAAUGGGGAAUUGGGGAUGUGAGUUCAUCACAGUCUCAUAUAUAUGACUCAACAAUAUAUGUAAACAUACUUACCAUAAAGGUCAUAGGAGCUUCAAUGAGGAGAAAUGGGAUGCAACAUAAG
Messenger RNA from Tripterygium wilfordii, 5930 nucleotides. Its product is annotated as transcription factor HHO1-like. Gene Ontology annotation, molecular function: DNA binding; DNA-binding transcription factor activity. The record is from RefSeq and is a predicted model, not a curated record. Gene Ontology annotation, biological process: regulation of DNA-templated transcription. The coding region runs from base 4090 to 4518 and encodes 142 amino acids. NCBI's taxonomy places the organism in Eukaryota, Viridiplantae, Streptophyta, Magnoliopsida, Celastrales, Celastraceae. The transcript is spliced from 3 exons.